GCUGCGCGCGGCGCUUCCCCCACCCGCUAAUGUUUUGGCCGAUUCAAGAUGGCGGUGCAGGAGUCAGCUGCUCAGCUCUCCAUGACCCUGAAGGUGCAGGAGUACCCGACCCUCAAGGUGCCCUACGAAACACUGAAUAAACGCUUUCGGGCUGCUCAGAAAAACAUUGACCGAGAGACGAGCCACGUCACCAUGGUGGUGGCUGAGCUGGAGAAGACCUUGAGCAGCUGCCCCGCUGUGGACUCCGUGGUCAGCCUUCUGGAUGGUGUGGUGGAGAAGCUCAGCGUCCUCAAGAGGAAGGCGGUGGAGUCCAUCCAGGCCGAGGACGAGAGCGCCAAGCUGUGCAAGCGCAGGAUCGAGCACCUCAAGGAGCACAGCAGCGACCAGCCGGCGGCGGCCAGCCUGUGGAAGAAGAAGCGCAUGGACCGCAUGAUGGUGGAGCACCUGCUGCGUUGUGGGUACUACAACACGGCUGUGAAGCUGGCCCGGCAGAGCGGCGUCGAGGACUUAGUGAACAUCGAGAUGUUCCUGACGGCCAAAGAAGUGGAGGAGUCCCUGGAGAGGCGCGAGACGGCCACCUGCCUGGCCUGGUGUCACGACAACAAGUCCCGGCUGCGCAAGAUGAAGGUGUGCGGGCACCCGGGGUGGGGCUGUGGGACUCGGUCCCCUCCCCCCUCCUGGACGCUCCCUCUUCCCUGGGACACCCCUCUUCUGUCUGGUGUGGCCAUGGUGCCCUGGGCUUAG
Messenger RNA from Leptonychotes weddellii (Weddell seal), 744 nucleotides. Lineage: Eukaryota; Metazoa; Chordata; Mammalia; Carnivora; Phocidae. The record is from RefSeq and is a predicted model, not a curated record.